Messenger RNA from Adineta ricciae, 1368 nucleotides. The record is from the annotation of a GenBank genome assembly. NCBI's taxonomy places the organism in Eukaryota, Metazoa, Rotifera, Eurotatoria, Adinetida, Adinetidae.
AUGAGCAUAGCUAGGCCAGAAGAUUUGUUUAUUUGUGGUAAAUGUCAUACGAAUUUUACUGAUUUAAACAUUUUUCUCGCGCAUCGAUCGACUUGUGUCGAUGAACAACCGACGAUUUUAUGUCCUAUUAGUAGUUGUCCAUUGACAGCACUUCUAUCUGCCGACUUAGAAACACUUGUUGAUGAUAUUACAUCGGAUUUGCCUUUGACAUCUGUGGAACAAAUGACUACUAUCAAUGAAACAAUAGAUACGAGUGUUUCGGCUUCAAUGAGUCGUUCAUCAAAUGAAGAUUCAAAAUCGGAAGUGACCUUCGACUGUCCAGUGUGUGAUAGACAAUUUGAGUUACAAACUGCUUUAGAAAAUCAUAUUUUCGAACAUUCGAUUUGGAUUCGUAACGAUGAAAAUACCAACGUGUCAUUUAUGUAUAACAACGUUAUCAACGAACCACUUGGAUGUAAGCAAUGUUCACUUACAUUUGCUUCAAAUACUUCAUUGCACAUUCAUGAAAAAAUAUUUCAUGGUCUCAAUUUGGUAUUUCGUUGUUUGAAUGAAACUUGUUCUGAACUAUUUGAUAAACCUAUUGAUUACAUUCAUCAUGCACAAAUUCAUAGUCAACGAUGGCUUGCUAAUGCUGAUCAUUCAUCUCAGAAGGACGGCGAUCGUCGUCUCAGACGUAUACAUCGAUGUAAAAUAUGCAAGAAAUUAUUUCCAACGUCGGAUCAAUUAAAAUAUCAUCUGCAAUAUGAAAAGCACCAAUUCUUCUGCCAGUUAUGUCCAGCUGAAUUUGAAACAAGUAACUCUUAUCAUAAUCAUUUAGCUGAACAUUCCGAUUUAGCACUUCAUCGUUGUACACGAUGCAGCAAGUCGUUUUUUAAGCGAACUGAGCUAUCCAGACAUAUGGUUGUCGAACAUAACAGCGAGAUAUCUCAGCAAACAAUUUGUUCAAUUUGCAACUUGACAUUUUCAACGCGUUUUCAUUUGAAUCGACAUAAUGCAACGAAACAUUCGGAUAUCAAACCAUUCAAAUGUAAAGAAAAUGGUUGUGAGCAAGCAUUUGCUCGCAAAGAUAAAUUAAAACAACAUGAAGCCAAACACAGUGCAAAAGGUGGAAUGUAUAUAUGUGAAGAUUGUAAUAAAGUAUUUGUUCGAUAUGAACAUUUACGAGAUCAUUCUAUUGCAAAACAUUCACAUCAGUAUCCAUUUAGUUGUGAACACUGUGGGAAGAGUUUUAUUCAUCAAAGUCAAUUGUAUGAACAUUAUAAACAGAAUCAUUCGCAUGGAAAGCAAACGACAAAUGAACAGUUGACAUUGAAUCGAUCACAAUCUAAGUCUAUCGGUCCGAAGCGUUUUUCGAUCAUUUCAAUUUAA